Molecule: messenger RNA, 1676 nt
Organism: Marasmius oreades (fairy-ring Marasmius)
Lineage: Eukaryota; Fungi; Basidiomycota; Agaricomycetes; Agaricales; Marasmiaceae
Exons: 11
Coding region: 816-1586 (256 amino acids)
Biological process (GO): defense response
Cellular component (GO): extracellular region
Source: RefSeq, a predicted model, not a curated record
GCACCCUCCUGAACUGAUACUACGUCUAGGUCUUCCACUGGUCGUCCAACACGGGACAGGACAGGCCAGUCAUGAUGUCUUUCUGAAGCUGCUACGCACCAGGCAAAGUAUUCGGCACACGUAGCCAAGCUCCUUAUUUAACUCUUCACUUUCAUCGAUUGGCCAUGCUGCUUCCCCUUUUCUUUACUUUCGGUUUCGUGUAUGCAUGGAUCCAGUCGGCUUACACUGUGGUACCAACGUCGGCAUUUGGCCACUGCACGACAAUUUGUCGUGGUUCGGCACCAGAUUAUAUGACCGUGUACGGAAGCCAUAUAAUUCUAUCUUCCACUUAUCAAGAGAAAUCAAGCAAACACAAGAUCACUUGGCGAACUCUUAUGCAAGUCGUAAGUUCCUCAAUGUCAGGUUCGAGCUUUUACUCGGACGUGUAGAGAUUCAUUUGAAAUCAUGGCUUGGAAGGUCGUCCCAGCGAUCCAUGCGAUCUUCGAUCCGGAACAAUUGACGACAAUCGCUAGGCGACAUCUCGUCGAGACCGUCUCUACCUCUUCCCGUGGAGGCGUCGUUACUUCGCUGGUAUUGAGCUUGUGUUUUCUUGUAUAAUUUGACCAUAUGCAAUUUAUUUUUAUUAUCAUCUAGCCUUGCGGUUCCACUCCACGACCACUUGACCUUUAUUUCUGGCGAAUUGUUCCGUGAACAAGGCUACAUCUCCUUCUGCGAGCCGCUGGUAUAAAGAGGCGUCAGAAUUUCUGCAGGUUUCAUUACGGCCUUCUUCCACUGUUAUACCCUCGUCUCGCUCGACUUCACCAAUUGCUCCAAACAUGCAAGGUCUCUUCGUAAUUGUCUCCGUCGCCAUCUGGGUUACAGCAGUAAAUGCCCGUACAUUCACUGUUAAAAAUAACUGCCACUUCACCAUCUGGCCUGGUAUGUUCACGGACCCCAAUGUUGGACCCGCUCGUCCAGACCAUGCCACUGGAUGGGAAGCUCCCUCUGGAAGCUCCGUUCAGUUCUCCGUUCCGGAUGAUUGGAAAGCGGGCCGUAUCUGGGGACGAACAAGUUGCAACUUUGCCACUAACCCCGGACCGACCUCCUGUGUGACUGGUGGUUGUAACGGUGGUUUAGAAUGUGCUGCUCAAGCUGGAACUGGAGUCCCUCCCGCAUCACUUGCCGAAUGGACUCUCCAAGGAGACGGCAACCGGGACUUUUAUGAUGUCUCACUGGUUGAUGGAUUCAACUUGCCCGUGGCUAUUACCAACAAUGUUGGAUGCCCUGUCGCUAAUUGCCCCGUCGAUUUGAAUCCUGGGUGCCCCGCAGAACUAAGAGGGCCUGCUAAUCCUGAUGGCAGCAACGCGGGCUGCAAGAGUGCAUGUCUAGCCAACCUCGAUGGCAACCAACAGGAUUCCGCAAACUGCUGCAGCGGAAGCCACAACACACCUGCGACCUGCCCCGCGAGCGGUGUUCAAUUCUACGACUACUUCAAGGGCAACUGCAAGAAUUCCUAUGCUUAUGCCUUUGAUGAGGCCAGCGGCACUGCUUUGUGGACUUGCGACUCUGGUCUCAAGGCUGAUUACACUCUUACUUUCUGCCCUUAACUCAAAACUGAUAGUGAUACUGAAAUGUUUGAAUGUAGUUGAUACACGAAUGUGGUAUCACUCGUAUGCAUAUACUUCAAUAUCGAGGCA